AUGGACUACUCACACCUGGCGGUGGUGCUAGACCUGUCGCCGGGACAAUGGGAGGGGUGCAGCGAAGAACUUGGGCUUCCCUCUUUUCUAAGCCAACUACUAGCAUUUCUAAAUGCACACAUUGCACUACGAGACGAGAACACACUCGCAGUCUUUGCAGCACUGCCGGGGAAAAGCACAAUGCUCUAUUCAUCGAUCGACCCCCCGGAACAGCCGUCUGACAUGGAUCCCAAUGCCUAUCCGCCGUUCCGCCAACUGGACCGGGCAGUCGUUGCGAGCAUAGCUGGUGAGCUGGAUGCGCCCAGCGAGGAGCCAGUUGCGCUGGUUGGGGCGAUGAGCAAGGCGCUUUGCUACAUGAACCGGCUCGCUCUCGGACAGACGGCGCUCGCUGAACCUCGGAUGCUGGUGCUCUCGGUGUCGCCUGACCAGCCCGCCGACUACAUCCCCAUCAUGAACUCGAUCUUUUCUGCGCAGAAACUGAAAGCAACAAUCGAUGCGUGCCAGAUCUACGGCCCCCACACCGUCUUUCUCCAGCAGGCGGCGCAUCUCACCGGCGGCUCCUAUCUCCACCUCGACCGCCGCGAUGCGCUGCUGCAGUACCUCAUCAUGGCCUUUCUCCCGCCCCCAUCUAUCAGGAGAAUCCUCGCUGUUCCCACCCAGGACAAGAUCGACUUCCGCGCUGCCUGCUUCUGUCACAAAAACAUCAUCGAUGUUGGUUUCGUGUGCUCCGUCUGUCUCUCCAUUUUCUGUCAGCCCGUCCCCGUCUGUUCCACCUGUCGCACAAAGUUUCCCAUUAAAACCCUCAAGCGUCUCAACGCCGCCCGGCCUCUUCCUCCCGCUUCUUCCCCCGGUCCUGCCCCACUCUCCCGUCCGCCCGGCUCUGCCAAUGGUCUCAAACACUAG
Messenger RNA from Psilocybe cubensis, 903 nucleotides. RefSeq lists its product as uncharacterized. Lineage: Eukaryota; Fungi; Basidiomycota; Agaricomycetes; Agaricales; Agrocybaceae. Gene Ontology annotation, biological process: nucleotide-excision repair; regulation of DNA-templated transcription. The transcript has 7 exons. Bases 1 to 903 code for a protein of 300 amino acids. Gene Ontology annotation, cellular component: transcription factor TFIIH core complex; transcription factor TFIIH holo complex. The record is from RefSeq and is a predicted model, not a curated record.